This is a messenger RNA of Heterobasidion irregulare TC 32-1, 777 nucleotides long. RefSeq lists its product as uncharacterized. The record is from RefSeq and is a predicted model, not a curated record. Gene Ontology annotation, biological process: regulation of cyclin-dependent protein serine/threonine kinase activity. NCBI's taxonomy places the organism in Eukaryota, Fungi, Basidiomycota, Agaricomycetes, Russulales, Bondarzewiaceae. Gene Ontology annotation, molecular function: protein kinase binding; cyclin-dependent protein serine/threonine kinase regulator activity. Gene Ontology annotation, cellular component: nucleus; cyclin-dependent protein kinase holoenzyme complex. The transcript is spliced from 5 exons. The coding region runs from base 1 to 777 and encodes 258 amino acids.
AUGGAAUCAGAAGGCAGGGUCGGUUUACCACCCGCCUACGAAGACGCAGAUGUAGAUUCUCUCGCUCAGCUUAUGGCGCUCAUGUUAGAACGCCUUAUGUCAAUUAACGACAGAAUCCCCUUGUCUCCGUAUGUCAUCACCCGAUUUCACUCUGCCUCCGUCCCCAACAUAAAUGUAUUGGACUAUCUACGGCGCGUAGUUCGCUUCACAAAUAUUGAAAAAACCUGUCUACUUAUCGUAAUGCACUACAUAGACCAGAUCUGCGCGCGCAUGCCCGUCUUCACCAUCUCCUCCCUCACCUGCCAUCGUUUCCUCAUCACCGCCGUCGCCCUCGCCAGUAAAACCCUCUGCGACACAUUCUGCACCAAUGCACACUACGCUCGCAUCGGCGGCAUCACAACGCACGAGCUCGGCCGGCUCGAGCGCGAAUUCCUCUUUGCGAUCGACUGGCGUCUCACGUGCACCCGCGAAGUCCUCCAGCUUUACUACGAGAACCUCGUCUCGCACAGCGGAGGCCGCUUCAUAAUUAUCGGCGCCCAAUCCGGCGGCAGCGUCUCGUCUGACAGUGACGUCGAAGCCGACUCACCUCCGUCCCGUUCCAUGUCCCCCAUUGAGGAAGACUCACCUGGUCUGGUGCCCGGUCCUUCCACUCGCCCUCACGAACCGUCAACAAUCCUCAUCGACACGGCGACGCUGGUGCCGGAGGCUCCCCGCGGUCCUACAGUCGAGCAGAACAUGGCAUUUGAGCAGUUUCAGCGUUCACUUGGCAGAUCUUAG